Messenger RNA from Oryzias melastigma (Indian medaka), 647 nucleotides. Its product is annotated as sia-alpha-2,3-Gal-beta-1,4-GlcNAc-R:alpha 2,8-sialyltransferase. The transcript has a single exon. NCBI's taxonomy places the organism in Eukaryota, Metazoa, Chordata, Actinopteri, Beloniformes, Adrianichthyidae. Gene Ontology annotation, molecular function: alpha-N-acetylneuraminate alpha-2,8-sialyltransferase activity. Gene Ontology annotation, biological process: N-glycan processing; oligosaccharide metabolic process. The annotation marks the transcript as partial. The record is from RefSeq and is a predicted model, not a curated record.
CAAGGAGUUCAAGGAGGACGGGGUCACUGACUCAAAUUUACGUCCUGUCUCCUCUUUCAGGAAGGACAUCUUCAGCUAUAUCGACAUUCCCCACAACUUCUCGCUGACGAAGAACAGCGUGCGCGUCGGCCAGCUGAUGCACUUCGACUACUCCAGCCACAAGUACGUCUUCUCCAUCAGCAACAACUUCAAGUCGCUCCUCCCGGACAUCUCCCCCAUCCUCAACAAGCACUACAGCGUGUGCGCCGUGGUGGGGAACAGCGGCAUCCUGACCGGCAGCCACUGCGGCCCCGAGAUCGACCAGGCCGACUUCGUCUUUCGCUGCAACUUCGCUCCCACGGACGUCUACUCCAAAGACGUGGGCAGGAAGACCAACAUGACCACCUUCAACCCCAGCAUCCUGGAGAGGUACUACAACAACCUGCUGACCAUCCAGGACAGGAACAACUUCUUCCUGCACCUGAAGAAGCUGGAAGGAGCCAUCCUCUGGAUCCCGGCCUUCUUCCUGCACACCUCCGCCACCGUCACCCGCACGCUGGUGGACUUCUUUGUGGAGCAUAAGGGUCAGCUGAAGGUGGAACUGGCCUGGCCAGGAAACAUCAUGCACAACGUCAACAAGUAAGGCUCCAAUGACUGUCUGAGUCUGU